UGCCUUGACCAAUAAAAGUUGAACGCUCUUCCCAGCUAUGGAGUUCUCCUCCAGUGAGGGCGAGAGCAGCAGCGAUAUCGACUCCAUAAAGCUGGACAAUGUGGCGAAGAACCCAGCGUGGCACUUCGUGGUGGUUACAUCCGCGUUCACCUUUGGCAUCGUGUUCUCGCCCUACACCUUGGGUGCGGCGGGCUGGUUUUGGGGCAGCGCCUUUUGGAUUUUCUCCACGGCCACCACUUGGGUCAGCGGCAUCCUCAUUGGGCACUGCGUCAUGGAGGCCGUGGCCAGAGGGAAGGGCUACAGCUAUCCUGACAUGAUGGCCGAUGGCUUUGGCCGGGCAGGGUACAUCUUUGCAGUCACCAUGCAGGUGUCUACGUACUACCUGGUGAACAUCGCCCUGUUUGUGGACAUCUCCAAUUGGCUGCUGUUGGCGCAGGAGGGUAUAGACAUUCUUACGGAGAAGACCCCGUUCCUGGGCCAUCGCUUCUGCUUUUGCGACAUGUUGUUGCUCACAGGAGCUGCUGCCACCUGUCUUGCGCAGGUCCGCACGUUCAGAGGUCUCAUCUUUUGGGCGGCCGUGAGCCUUGCGUGCACUAUCGCCCGAAUCAUGAUCCUCGUCUAUCAGAUCGGAGCACAUGACUUACUGCAGGAGUGCCGGCCCAGCUUUGACGGCAUUACAGCCACCUCCACCUUCAACUCUCUGGCAACCACGGCCUUCCUCUUCGGCGGCCACGGGCUCUUCCCCGAAGAGAUGGCAGAGCUGCGAAGGCCGGAGAGCUACUUCCCCGCGCUGCACGCCAGCUACGUGGUGCUGAUCCUCGGCUACGGCCUCAACACCUACCUGGCCUAUGCGGUCUGGGGGGAGUGGACGGCUGGCGAUAAUCAGUUCAAUUGGCCCUUGAAUGGUGCCACGCUGACUUCCUCCUUUCUGAGCGCUGUCUGGGGCAUCCUCGAGAUGACCACAUCUCAUGUCAUGCUACUGAACACCGUGGCUGGACUUGCAAUGGAUGUUGAGAAGCAUCCCUGGGUUAAGGCCAUCUUGGACAAGAGGGGUUCCUGUUACAGCCGGGCCCUGAUCCGCGCGACUUUUGUGUGGACAGAAGUCUUCUGGGCCUUCAUGUUCUCGGCUGCAGGCAUUGCCAACAUCCAAGCCUUUGUUGGUGCCUUCGGGUUUACAUCUCUCACCUACUAUGCGCCUUUUGCGGCUUACUGGAAGCUGCUGCGGAGAACAUCGGACCGGAGAGGAGCUGAGCUGGCAUGCCUGAUCUUUAUUCUGGCGGGCUUGCUGUUGACAAUCGUUGGCUCGUAUUCCUCGAUUUCUGGCAUGGUCGAGGAGAUCAAUAAGUAUCGACUAUUUGACACGUCGACCUGCUCCGUGUCUGACUUGAUGAGUACAUCUUCUUGUCAAAAUCCCUGCCGUGAAGCAUAUGGAUACGACCCGCAAGAUUGCCAGGGCUCCUAACUUGUACAGUCCUAGCUCAUGUAUUGGGCAACGCGGCAUGGCGAGGAUGUCAUCAACAGUUCUCGUUGCCUGCAAGGAUGUGUUUUUGGAUGAUGCACUUUUGUAUCACAAUUGUGAGGGAGCAGUAACAUUCCUUUUCCUCACGGCCCAGUUCCAGGCGUUUGUGUGAAGGUGAUCAAUCAACAGUUAGCGUUGCAGUGAUGUGUGUUGUGGAACUCUGCGAUGCACUUUUGUUUCGUGCUUGUGAGGAGCAGUUGAUUUUCCUCACUGUCAACUUCCGCGCGGCUCUGUUGAAGGUUGUCCCGUGCACGUCCCACAGGCAAAUAUGAUAAUUCUGAACCAUGAGCAUGCGGAAGAAACCUUAGACCGCGGUAGAUCCCGGCAAUGUACAGAGGUCUCUGCUAGAGAUCAUCGGUUGCAGCAAAGGGACGUGUGACUAAAUGGUCACAACCUAAUUAUGUGCCUUCCCACCGAUAUG
Messenger RNA from Effrenium voratum, 1940 nucleotides. NCBI's taxonomy places the organism in Eukaryota, Dinophyceae, Suessiales, Symbiodiniaceae. The record is from the annotation of a GenBank genome assembly.